AUGGGAUAGAACAGUUCUAAGGAAAAGAAUUCAAAUGCUCCUAAUGGUCAGAUUUCGAAUUUCUAAAGUCAUAUACAAAUCACUAGAGAUCCAGUAACUGGGAAAUUGUUGGGUGUUCCUAAAGAAUGGGCAGAUUUGAACGGGCUCAAACUUGAAAUAGACAAAAACAAAACAGUGGAGACUAAGAAUCUACCUAGUUCAGUUUAACCAUCAGAACUUCCAGAGGCAAUUCUUGAUUUGAUCAAUGAACCUAUAAUGAGUGCACCUUUUAAUUUGCAACACAAAAUUCAUAUCGAAAUAGAUCCAACUGCAUAACUGGGUCUCAAGGGUCUUCCCCCUGAGUGGAUUGAAAAGCUCUAGAAAGCUGAUCUCUAAAAAGCGGAUAUUGAGUAAAACCCUUAAGUGAUGAUAUAAAUCAUAUCAAAUUAUGAGGAUGGAGUCUAUAGACAAACCAAGUUGACAUUACCAACAAAUGACGAAUUCAUUUAACAAGUGAUGGAUAUUAAAUUCAUAGAAUAAGAUCCAUCCAUAUUGUAUAAGUUUACAGAAUAGUUGGGGAAGGGGGCCAUGUGUAAAGUCUAUAAGGCAAUACAUAGAAAUACAAAUGAUGAAGUCGCAGUAAGAGUGAUGAAAAUAGGUAACGAUAUGCAGAGAAUCAAAGUGGAAAUAGCAUUAAUGAAAAUGUGUGCAAAUUAAAAUAUUGUCAAAUAUUAUGACUCAUUUAUAUACCAAUCAUGUUUAUUCAUGGUUGUAGAAUAUUUAGAUGGUGGAUGUUUGACGGAAAUAAUAUAUUAGAACUUUAAAUAAAUGAAGGAACCUGAAAUUGCUUACAUAUGUGGGGAGAUUCUAUCAGGUCUCGAUUACAUGCACAAAAAGAAAAAGAUCCAUAGAGAUUUGAAGAGUGACAAUAUUCUGAUGAAUAAGAAAGGGGAAAUCAAGAUUGCUGACUUUGGAUUUGCAACUCAGCUGACAGCAGAGAGGCAGCAUCGCAAAUCCGUUGUAGGUACUCCUGCUUGGAUGUCUCCUGAGUUGAUAUUGAAAUAAGAUUAUGAUGAAAAAGUAGAUAUCUGGAGUGUGGGAAUCAUUGCAAUUGAAUUGGCCCAAGGUGAACCACCUUAUUUAAGAGUGCCUCCAUUGAAAGCCAUGUAUUCAAUUACUGCUAAUGACCCACCACGGUUGCCUAUUAAAUUCUCUAAAUAAUUCUCAGAAUUUAUUGAGAAAGUCUUAGACAAGAAUUCGAAAACAAGAUUGACAGCUGAGCAAGCUCUCCAAUUGCCAUUCUUCAAAAAUAGAAACAAGGAAGGAGUGCUACAAAUGAUACUCAAUAAGAAAAACAUUCCAUUAAAUGAAUUAAUUAAGCAGGCUCCAAAAUGA
This is a messenger RNA of Paramecium tetraurelia, 1374 nucleotides long. RefSeq lists its product as uncharacterized. Lineage: Eukaryota; Ciliophora; Oligohymenophorea; Peniculida; Parameciidae. The record is from RefSeq and is a predicted model, not a curated record. The transcript has 2 exons. Gene Ontology annotation, biological process: intracellular signal transduction; regulation of MAPK cascade; protein phosphorylation. Gene Ontology annotation, cellular component: cytoplasm. Gene Ontology annotation, molecular function: protein serine/threonine kinase activity; ATP binding.